This is a messenger RNA of Staurois parvus, 397 nucleotides long. The record is from the annotation of a GenBank genome assembly. Lineage: Eukaryota; Metazoa; Chordata; Amphibia; Anura; Ranidae.
GCGCAUGCGCGGCUCCCGAAGCGCGCAGCGCAACGUUCGGUGGUGCGCUGUGUCCCACAGAUACAGCAGAUCACCGAUCCACGGAAAGAGCCGAAGAUACCGGCUCGGUCAUGUGAGCAGCUGUGUCCAAUCACAGCUGAUCACAUCCCCAGCAGCGCCACCUGUCAGUUUCCAUCAGUGCCAGCUCUCAAUGCUCAUCCAUGCCACCUGCCAGUGCCCAUCAGUGCCACAUCAGUGCCACAUUUCAGUGCCCAUCAGUGCCACAUCAAUACCACAUAUCAGUGCCCAUCUGAGCUGCCUUUCAGUGCCACCUAUCAGUGCUGCCAAUCAGUGCCACCUAUCAGUGCUGCCAAUCAGUGCCAUCUAUCAGUGCCAGCCAGUGCAGCCUAUCAGUGCC